CAGUAGCCCAGCUUUCGUCCUAUACUUUUGUCGCUUCCAUGACACAGUGGCAACCGAUGCUUGCCUAUUCCAGGGACCUAGCUCUGCCAAGGCGGCUAGAGGUCAUCUGGAAAGCGUCUUGCCUAGAACCGCUCUAAUUCAGAACGUCCCCUCGGUCCUCCUGCGGAGUCCUCCUCUAGUCCUGGUCCAGAUUCACAGAAAGCGCUGGGGAGUGGGGUACACAGGUGCGCAGGGGAAGAAGGGCCACUGAAGGCGCCGGUGAUGAACCCAACGCUCGAACCUGCAGAUCCAGAGCGAAGUAGAAACUGAAAGUACACUGCGGCAGAUCCUACGGAAGUUCUAGGAAAGGCAGAGCGCCCAGCCGGGCCGUGGCGUGUGCCGCUGCCCCCACCCCCUCCCCUGGGAUGGAUGAAGCGGCGGGCGCGGCGUGGGGCAGAGGAACCAGCCGCAGAGGCACCAGCUGCAGAGGCGUCCGCUGGACCCAACUACCGGCCCCUCCGAGCACACGGUGGUCCUCGCAGUGAUCAUGGGCUGUGAGAGUGCGCUCCUGCUGCCGCUGCGGUCAUCAUGACCACGCCCGCCUCCCGCAGACCAUGUUCCAUGUUUCUUUUAGGUAUAUCUUUGGAAUUCCUCCCCUGAUCCUUGUUCUGUUGCCAGUAGCAUCAUCUGAUUGUGAGAUUGAAGGUAAAAAUGGUGAAGAAUAUCAGCAUAUUAUAAUGGUCAGCUUCAAUGAGUUGGAACAUAUAAGAGAAAAUGCUAGUAAUUGCCUGAAUAAUGAACCUAACUUUUUUAAAAGGCAUUCAUGUGAUGAUGAUAAGGAAGCUACGUUUUUAAAAACUGCUGCUCGCAAGUUGAAGCAAUUUGUUAAAAUGAAUAUCCCUGAGGAUUUCAAGCACCACUUAUCAGUAGUUUCACAGGGCACAUUAAAACUGUUGAACUGCACCAGGAAGGAUAAAGAAAAAAAACAACCUACCCUGGGUGAAGCCCAGCCCACUAAGAAUUUGGAAGAGAAAAAAUCUUUAAGGGAACAGAAAAGACAGGAUGAAAUGUGUUUCCUAAAGAUACUACUAGAAAAGAUAAAAACUUGUUGGAAUAAAAUUUUGAGAGGCCCUAAAGAACAUUGAAAAGUAUGGUGUGACAAUAUAAAAAUGUGUGAACUUUAGUUGCGUCCUUCAAGAACUGAUCUGCUCAUGCAAUUUUUUUGGAGAAGAAUGCCUUCUAGAAGUUACUGAAUGCAUCCUGGUAAGAAUGGGUUAGAGCAGUUGAGAAAUACACACUGUGGUACUUCAAGAUGGACUUAAACAAUGGAAACUGAAUGCUGCAAUCAAUAAAAUAUUUCAUGUGUAUGUGGACACAGAUCGGCUGGUGUUAAUUUUGUGCUGAUGUUUGUAAGAUGAUUCAUGUAAGGUAUUAGCUGCAAUAUUAAUUAUUUAGACCUAUUAAAAAGUUGAAAAGAAAUUAAAAUCUGUGAUGUAUAUAAAGGUUACAAGAAUUAAAAAUGAACAUUGCUUUAUUACUAAAAUAUUUUAUGGCCUCCACCGCAUCAGUAUACUGCAGUAAGUGUGGAAAUUGUUGUCAUCUGUGCUGAAAAUGUUUCAGAGUUAACAGUGAGCUAUGGAUAAUGCCCAUGCAAACAGGUCAUUUAUAUUACUUAAAGUAACAACAUAAAAGAGUACAAGAUGCUUAAGAAAGGUAUUAAGACAUGUAAUUAAACAUGAAUGUAUUGCACAGUGCCUGUAAUAAAUGGCAUAGCAAAUGUUUUAAAAUGAAAACUAAAGAAUAAUUUCACAAAGUAGGAAGUCAUCUGUUCUAAGGAUGCUAAACCAUAGUACUGAGUUUCUUCUGUCAUUUAUGUGUAAUAAAACAUGUCUAAAUGAGCUUUCAAUUUGGGAAGUAUAUUUUUAAGAGAAUAAUAUAUGUUUGCCUUUUAAUUAAUGGAAUGUAUAUAUUUAAUUUUGAUAGUAUAUCUGUAUAUUAAACUAUUU
This is a messenger RNA of Artibeus jamaicensis (Jamaican fruit-eating bat), 1985 nucleotides long. It is a transcript of the gene IL7, whose product is annotated as interleukin 7. Gene Ontology annotation, biological process: immune response. The record is from RefSeq and is a predicted model, not a curated record. Bases 594 to 1124 code for a protein of 176 amino acids. Gene Ontology annotation, cellular component: extracellular region. Gene Ontology annotation, molecular function: interleukin-7 receptor binding; growth factor activity. NCBI's taxonomy places the organism in Eukaryota, Metazoa, Chordata, Mammalia, Chiroptera, Phyllostomidae. The transcript is spliced from 6 exons.